AUGAAGGUUUCUUGUAUUUAUAAAAUAUAGUUAUACGAUAAGCAAAGAGUUAUUUAAUAAUGUGUGACAUUACAAAUAAGUAAUCUUUGGACUGCUUUCCCUUUGUCUAAUGUUGUAAAAGGCAUCAAAGAUGGUUUCCCUAUUUUCUUGAUUCAAAAUAAAACUGACCUAUUAUCAGAGUAAAAAGAAGAAUUCUAAACUGAAGAAUAUUUAAAGAAAUGUGCACAAAAAUACAAUUUUGCUAGAUGUUAUUAAAUAAGUGUUAAAUUUAAUGACAAGGUAGAUUAGAUAUUUUAGGAGCUUGUGGAAGAAAUGAUAGAAAAACGGUAUUAAAAUUAGAUGAUAAUACAUAAUAAAGAGAUAUUUAUUAAAUAAAAAAACUAAGUAUCUUUAAAAUAUAAUUAAAAUAAUCGACCUACUGCAAAGAAAAACCAAUGUUUUUGA
Messenger RNA from Paramecium octaurelia, 444 nucleotides. NCBI's taxonomy places the organism in Eukaryota, Ciliophora, Oligohymenophorea, Peniculida, Parameciidae. The record is from the annotation of a GenBank genome assembly.